Messenger RNA from Lycium ferocissimum, 748 nucleotides. Its product is annotated as SEC12-like protein 2. NCBI's taxonomy places the organism in Eukaryota, Viridiplantae, Streptophyta, Magnoliopsida, Solanales, Solanaceae. The coding region runs from base 39 to 326 and encodes 95 amino acids. The record is from RefSeq and is a predicted model, not a curated record. The transcript has 2 exons.
GUGGCUAGGUUAGGCACUGGUGGUGUCUGCCUUAUAGGAUGGCAGUACAUCCAGGUGGAGAAGGUCUUAUAUGUUCAUUGCCAAAAACCUGCAGAUGGUUUGACUGGGAUUUUCAGAGAGAUGAAAAUCGUUCAUUGGGUCUGAUAUCAUCUGAGAGAGUACUUGAGCCAUUGCAAGAUGUUGGACAACAAUUAGCGCUGACUUUUAACAAUGAAGGUUCUUUACUUGCUGUCGGCGGUGAGGUAGAUAUCUUUCCUUAUAAACUAUUUCAGGCUGAAAUGAAAGUAUGGUUGUUGCUUUCUAUUGAAGGAAAACUGUUCAACUAGAAGGCACUACUGUUUUGUUCAUUGUGUAUAUAAUGUUUUAGAAGGCCAGUUUUAUAAGAUUCCGUUCUUGUAUGUUUUAUAAGAUUACUAGGAGCACUGUAAGUUUAUCUUUAAAAUCUUUUUUCUUUACUGUCUGUUUUUGGAGGUCGCCAGCGUACCCUUAAUGCUGAGGAAUACAACAGUACCAGUUUCUCAAAAAAAAAAAAAGAUUCGGUUCUUGAAUGCUAUGAGUUAGAUUGUCUGUAAAGGAAAAGGAGGAGAUAAUCUGAGUACGAAUUAUAGCACCACUAGUUUACAUCACUAAUUACACAAAAGAAACAAUGGUGGUACACAUGUUCUCCCUGCAUUAAACUGUAAAGGUUGCAGAAAGUGACCUGAUUGAAAAAGGUUGCUGAAAGCGCUCUUUAAAGCGGGUUUGUUUU